This is a messenger RNA of Bursaphelenchus xylophilus (pine wood nematode), 2015 nucleotides long. NCBI's taxonomy places the organism in Eukaryota, Metazoa, Nematoda, Chromadorea, Rhabditida, Aphelenchoididae. The record is from the annotation of a GenBank genome assembly.
AUGGCUCGAGUUCGAGCUGAUAUGCGAUUGGAGUCACGUCGCCAUGGACCUUAUCCACAAAGAAAACGUCAAUCAGGUGAGAAUUCUUAUGUUUUGUCCUAUCUUUAGAUGAAUGAGGUCAAUGUGGGAAUGGAGAAAGAAGAAUUUCCUUGAUUUUCUUGUAUUUUUUCGCUUUUGUCGAAAUUUUCCAAUUUUUCUCACCUAAAUUAUCUAAAACAAUUUGGGGAGGUGAAGCAAGUUGAAUUGUUUUAAAAUUGAAAGAAUCCUCAUGGUAAUUUAGGGUAAAUGUGAACCUGAAAGAAUAUUAAAACAGGUAUUCAAGCAAUAUCUAUGACAUUACACCAAUAUUUAUCCCUUUUUCCUUGACCUCAAGUAUAAGGUGCAAAUUGCGGAACUGACUUCGAAUUUUAUGAUCUUAUACGUCUGAAAUUUUUAAAACAGUUGAGUGCUUGUGAUUUUUUGGCGACCAUUGGAUUUCCCGGCUUUCAGUUAAAAAACGGGUCUUAUUUUAGGUAACAACUGGACUUGAUCUGGUAACAAUCGCUAGAAUUUUUAUGUAAUAUUGUCUCAUGCGUCUCACAUGGUUUCUACUUAUUUUUUGGUGUGUUACGGUCAUUUCUGCAAGUUUUUGUUCCAAAAUUUACCCACCUUAUUUUAAUAUUCCAGAUGAAAAACUGUCGUCUCGAAGAUCAGAUUCCCGGAAAGAGAGCUCCUCAAAACGUCGGAAAUCUCCUUCGCCUUUGAGAAAGUCCAGUUCGAGGGAAAAACAGGCUGUUCCGAAGCCAAAACCGCCGCCUUUGACCUCUCUUGCCGACCAAAAUUUGGAGCCGGCAAAAAUUAGCACAAAUCUGGUGGACUACCCCGAUUCCACUCCUUCAACGGGCACUGACACCAAUGGGGACUGGCACGACACUUUAUCCGCAGUUCAGAGCGAACGGAUUGAGUUCGAAGACAGCGGAGUUCAGUGUGAUCUGCUUGAUGAAGAUAAAGAAGAAAAAGAAGUUGAAAGAGGGAAGAAGUGUGAGAAAGUUGUGGAGAAAGUGGAUGUAGAGACUAGUACUAAGUUUUCUGUAAGUUUUUUUGGUUGUUUUGCUUUCAAGUUUAGACUACUUUGCAAACUGCGCAGGACAUGUUAUACGAUGGUUGUAAAAUGGGAGUUGGAUCGAUUAAAUGUCGAUUCCGGGUUGUCUACACUUUUUGAGGAGUGUGGGUCCUUCAUUUUUCCCAAAUGUUAUGAUAACCUUCAAAGGCGACGUUUUAUGCGACUAUUUUUUAAACCCUCAAUUAUAACAUCAUUUUUUGCAGGUUGUAAUCCAAGAGCAGGAACUCCGUCCAUUUAUGCGUACAAUGCCUCCCGGACGCGAAGAGCUCUAUCGAAUGACUCACGCGGGCAGAGAUUACACAUUGAUCUUGUGUGGAAGAUGGCCAAUGCCGCUCACCGAGUGGUACGAUUGUAUUCAGGUAAGCAGCUUCAUUUUUUUUGCAUUUUUGGCGUUUAGAUCCACGAAACUCUCGCAAUUGAGCCCUCCUUGGAUUUGGUCUGCAAAUUGUUGCCGUUUCAACGAGCCUCGAAUCUGAUAUUUAUGCCCAACUACAAUUGGCUGAACCUCAAAAGUCCCAUUUGCCAAUCGCCGAAGAUCGUCUUCGACGAGCUGAAGAAGUUGCGACAGUUCGCGUUGUUCCAAUAUAAAAACGCGGAUCGCCCGAAGAAGAUGGUUUUUCUCAGCCUUCCCAAACGGACCUAUCCGUCCAUGGUGCAGCUGGAUUCGUUGCUAAAAACAUUCCAAACCUUCUACAUCGACACAUCCAAGGCUCUAGCGGGAUUCGAGUACUCGACGUAUGCCGAAGUUCAUGCUGCCCCAUAUGAAUUGAACAGUUAUUUCGCGACUUUUGUCCUGCACAGUGCAAUGGAAGAGGCCAAAAAAGUGCUGGAUGAAAUCGCGGCGAAGGAAGAGAAACUCAUGACCCAAUAUCGAAGCCCUUUAGCGAGGGGGUUACAAAGGGAAAAAUUUUGA